UAUAAGUUAUGUACAACCAUAUGACUAAAACUUUCUUUCCCUUCCUAAAAUUUUUUAAGAUGACUUUGCCUUAUUUACCAGAUGAUUGUAUUUAUUAUAUUUUACAAUACCUUCAAAAUGAUCGGUCAACAUUAUUUAAUUGUUUAUUAGUUAAUAGAUUUUGGUGUAAAUCAACUAUUCCUUUACUUUAUGCAAAUCCUUUCGUAAAUAUAACUGAUAAAAAUUACACAAUAGUCUUGACCUUAAUUUUUUGUUUUAAUAGAGUAGAAAUGUUACAAAUAAAGAAUCAACUAGGAUUAGGACAGAUUAAUAAUAUUAAUUUUGAUGAGGAGCAUAAACCAUUAUUUGAAUAUCCAAAAUAUUUGGAAAAUUAUAAUUAUUUUACAAUAAAUUCCGUAAUUCGUAGAUUUUUUGUAAAAUUAUGUUCAAAUUCAGGUUCAUCAAUUUCUCGAAAUAAAAUAUAUUGUACUAUUCCAAUAUUUCAUUAUUCAAUUUUACGUCAAAGUAGAAAUAUUAAA
Molecule: messenger RNA, 518 nt
Organism: Rhizophagus irregularis DAOM 181602=DAOM 197198
Lineage: Eukaryota; Fungi; Glomeromycota; Glomeromycetes; Glomerales; Glomeraceae
Source: RefSeq, a predicted model, not a curated record